Messenger RNA from Ectocarpus sp. CCAP 1310/34, 1256 nucleotides. NCBI's taxonomy places the organism in Eukaryota, Phaeophyceae, Ectocarpales, Ectocarpaceae. The record is from the annotation of a GenBank genome assembly.
AGUAGCGGGGACCAAGUAUCCCUGUGCGUCGUCAACCUGUGCUUUGUGGCCUUGGCGGGACAGAUUCUCAAGUGUUUUAUCCUUCCGGUUGGUCAAGAGAGUGGCGCACUGUACCAUGAGCGUUCCAGUGUGGGGCCUCGCGAAGGGGACUUCGGUCUUCAAGGCUAACACGAGAGUCAUGAAGAAGCUCAUGCCCACAAUCAAGGAGGUCAAGUGCAUCAUGAACCCCCUCGACGGCGGGCACAGCACGGCCGCGAAGGAUGUACUACGAAGACUCCAAUCCAAUGUGCUGACGAGCGCAAGCCCGGACACAAAGAUCGUGGGAGUAUAUAAGUACGAGGCGUGCUGGCCAAUGGUGGAAGCGACUUACGCGGACGGUACGGUGAGAAAGUGGUGGGCGCACGUUCUCCCCGCGCAGACUCUCAUGUCAGAAGUUUUUAUGUACGCGCAAAUGGCGUACAACAACCCGGACAACCCAGCGAACAAGGGCAAGUAGUUUGGCUUUUUUUUUUUGUUUUUUCCCGUUGUGGAUGUAGAAGAUAAUAGCACCUGAAGAGUGCCGUAUUUUGCAGGGGGCAGGGGCUUGUUGGAAUGAUUGUUGGUCGGGUUGUUUGGCCCUUUGUGCCGUGCUUGUGUGGUCCGGGUGUUUUCCUAUGCUUCUCUAAGAGAGUCAUUUGUGUUAGCUCCCCUGUAAGUGUUUUCUCGUGGGACUGCUGUGUGCGGCGCAACAGCUUGGUCAGUGCGGUUGCGACCCUUGCCUCUGGCGUGUGCAUACAUGUGACGAACCAGCGUUGACCGUGGGAUGUGUUGAAACUGCCGAAUAAUUCAGACGGCAUCCACGCUCUGGGAAAACGUUUCGUCCGCGAUGGGAGAAUCUUGUGCUGCAUUCUUGUUUUUCCAUAGGCAGCCUUUGGGAUCAUGUUUUGAUUCUAGUUUUCUUGAGCUAGGUACGGUUUUUGUGUGGUUAUUCCAUGCGUUUCAUGGUGUUUGAUUUGACGAAAUACGUACGGGGUACAGUAGGCAUGUGGCAACGUUGAAGACUCUAGAACAGAUAUCAGACAAAACAAGCUUGCGCUUGGAACGGAUCAUGUGGUGUGGUCUCUUUUGCGUGGCUGAUGUAUUUCGUCCUGAGCAACGGGCACCAAUACCCAACGCUCAGGUACCACGACAUCACACAAGCUCCAAUAAAAUUGUACCAUUAUGGUUCCAUAUACGACAUGCUCGUGGGGUGCGGGGCACGCCCAGGGUCUCUAAGU